Carassius auratus (goldfish) is the source of this 2385-nucleotide messenger RNA. Its product is annotated as RNA-binding protein lark-like. Gene Ontology annotation, cellular component: nucleus. Gene Ontology annotation, molecular function: mRNA binding. Lineage: Eukaryota; Metazoa; Chordata; Actinopteri; Cypriniformes; Cyprinidae. The record is from RefSeq and is a predicted model, not a curated record.
CUUUCUGCAGUGUAGUUGCGCGUUGAAGGAACUUUGUCAUUCGAUUCCUUGCACUUGCAAAUCAACCAAAGACUGAUCCCAAAACACACUGCCGUUAUUCCUGUCCAAAAUGGUUAAGAUAUUUGUUGGCAAUGUAGCUUCAGCAACCACCGAAGACGAGCUCCGUGCUUUGUUUGAGAAGUAUGGUGCCGUGUCCGACUGUGACAUUCUGAAAAACUAUGGCUUCGUGCACAUGGAUGAGGAAGAGGCGGCGCAGAAGGCGGUCUCUGCUUUGCACAAGCACGAGGUCAAUGGCUCCCGCAUCACCGUCGAGUACGCCACCACCAAGGUACGCAAUGCCACCAAGAUCUACGUGGGCAAUGUUCCCAAAGGUGUUACCGCUGGCAAAAUCAAGGAGCUCUUCCAGCCGUUCGGCAAGGUGGUGGAGUGCGAUAUUGUGAAGAAUUAUGCAUUCGUUCACAUGCAGAGGGAAAGCGAGGCUCUGGAGGCCAUUUCAAAGCUUAACAACUCCAAAUUGGAGGGCCAAAAGAUAUUUGUGUCCGUCUCCCGCAAUAACCCAUCCAGAAACGGCCGAGAGGAGGACUAUUUUCCUCCUCCGCCGCAUCACUAUUCACCUCACCCACACCACCAUCCUCACUCUCCCCCACGCCAGCCGCCCCGUGACUACUAUCCACCCCGUGGCCGACUUCCACCCCCUCCUCUUCCACCGCCGCCACCCCGCGCCUACUAUGAGCGAGAUGUGUAUGAGAGGGACCCUCGCCACGACCCGUACGCUGCCCCAUCACCGCGUUUUUACGAUCGGAAUCCAUACGACCGGUUCAUUCCGCCCCCUCCACGACCGGUCACGCCUCCUCUGGCUGCUCGCUACUACCGUGAGCGCAGCCCUCUUGGCGGUCGCCGCUCUCUCCUGCCUCCGCCUCCCCCUCCACCCUCUUCUUCCGGCUUUGCCCGGGGUUUCGCCCGCAACGGCGCUAGCUCUGCACCCCCUCCCCCUACAGCCGCUCCUUCCUCCCACUAUCAGCGCUACUCUCUCGGCUCAGGCUUUGAUAAGGAUGAUUAUUUGGAGGACAAGUACAGCAAUGGCUUCAGCCGUAGCUACUAAGCACUGAAGUUUGUCCGUCCCCUUAUUUUAGGAGCUGGGUAAUCUAAGAGGGGCUUACCAUCAGGGAGUUGGGGAGAAGUUUUGUAUUAUUCUGUGAUAGUUGUAGCUAUUUUAGAUAACGGGUCAAUCAGCUAAUACUGUACUCAUUUAACUAAUAAAUUUACCUCUGACCGAUGAAGGAACCGCAAAUAGGAAUUUUGAUAGCAUGUUACGAUGUAUUGUUUUUGCCGGGUUUAACUAUUUUUCUAUAAAUAAUUGCUUGUUCUUUUUUUUUUUCUUCUCCUUUAAAUCAAAUCGUACAUUUUAAGUUCAUUUUACUCUGGCAUGCACUUCAGAAAUACAAAAGAAUGCUUGGAGAUAUAUCUCCAAUUUAUUAUUUUUUUCAACAUGCGUAGUCUACCCAAUAAGAAAUUUGUCGUGUUGAAUGUUUACCUGUUUUCUGUUUGGUAUUUAAGAAUAUUCGAAUUUUUCGGUUUUCACUUUCAUUUCCAUGAGACAGAGUUAAUUUGGAAGUAAUUAGAAUUUUCACUAAGGGGCUCCAUAAACAAGUUUUAUACAGCUUUUUUUUAUUUUAUUCUCAUCUGUUGACUACCUUGGUCUAGGCAAAUGAACUUACUAUGGUGUUGUUAGAAGUAAUGCUGGAUCUAAUUGAGACCAGUGGGAAGGAACAGAGAGGAAAUGGGUAAAGAGGAUGUUGUGGGCAGAACUAUAUGCUAACUGACUGAUCAACCAAUCAAUCACAUCUUACCGGCUUACCGAACACAUCGCAUCUACCAGCCGCUCAACUUUCGGAUCCGCUGCCGCAUCGGAUAAAGCACCAGCGGUCGAAGGAAGAAAAACGACCGACCAACCGCCUAAUAAAUUAAAAACAACACGGAAUCAUUAGUGCAAUAUCUACACUGUAUUGCGAAAUCUCGUUGUAUUAGACAAAUAGCUGAUUUGCAAACUCAGAGAGAGUUUUUAAAGAUUAUAAAGACUUAUUGACAUCUCAAUGGACGUGCUUGUGAUUGAAAAUAUUACUGAAUACUCAACAUUGUUUCCUGUCCUACUUGUACUACUGCUGUUUGCCUAUUGUGAGCGUACACUUGUUUUUAAACUGUACAUUUGUAAAAAGCCUGUUUUCUCGACUGUUCAUCCGAAACCGCUCUCUUGAUCAUAUUGUCCACUCGAGCAGCUUCGAAACUCAUGCUUGUUUUGAUUUAAACCUAUGAAAACAGAUUCCUGUUCUACCAGUCGCUGUCAUCUUGCCGCCUGAAUAAAAAUUCGACUGACUUAAGAUGGAA